AUGGCGGAGAUCGUAGACCUGUCGCUGCAGAAGCUGCGUCAUGACAACGAGGUGGAUGGCAUUGACAUCAAUAUUGAGAAAGUUCACACCAACAUGGUGCUCCCCAGUACCUACUCAGUGUCACUGGUGACGACCACCGUGGCUCCGACCAGCUACAGCCGUGGUGAGUGCAUGUGUCAGCAGGGCUUCUUCCUGCAUUGGACCACCAAGGAGUGCGUUCCGCAGAAGCCCUGGGGAUUCGAAUGCGGCUUCUACCCCCGGCAGCAGCAGAACCGGGUCUGUCAGGAUGGCCUCAGCUGCAAGACGCUGAAUGUCACUGACACCUACGAGUCAUCGGGCAAGUACAAAGGCUGGGCGUCCACGGCCCCCGCCACCUGCGAGUACUGCACGGCCGAGGACGACUGCAAGACCGGCAGUGCCAGGCACUUGAAGGACUGCGUGCGCACUGGGGACAUGAAGCGCAUGGAGGAGGAGGCAGCCGCCGAGGAGAAGGAGCUCGAGCCUUGGGAGGACGACGAGGUUUUCGAGGCCUGGGGUCGGAAGGGCGCCGAAGAUCCCGAGGAGGACAAGGACGGAUUGAAGCCUUUCGGCCGCCAAGAGCCCAAGAUGUGCGUCACCGUGAAGGUCACCAUUCCGGCCCUCACCGUCCACGACAAGAGCAUGCGAAUCAUUGAAGCCAAGGUCAACACGACCUUGGAGGCAUGGCCGUUCCGUUCCGUUCGACUCCUGUCAAAGUCCGAGGUACAUGGCACUUUCCAAGGCUGCUAA
Symbiodinium sp. CCMP2456 is the source of this 768-nucleotide messenger RNA. The record is from the annotation of a GenBank genome assembly. NCBI's taxonomy places the organism in Eukaryota, Dinophyceae, Suessiales, Symbiodiniaceae.